AUGCAUGCCAAUACUUUAACAAAGUUUUCCCUAAUCCUGUUUCUGUGCGUUCUAAACGUCGGAUGCUCAGGUAAUUUUGCUUUAUAACCUGAAAGUUAUUUCCAACCAAACAAGUUUGUUUGCCUUAGCAAAUAUUUUGGAAGUUGUAUUGAUAUGUAAAUUUGCUUUGCGUCUUUACCUUGACUUUGCAUUUUUAAUUUAUAUCAAUAUAAGUGAAAAUUAUUUCCGAUUUCAGACGUUAUUUUUCAGGUCCAGCAAAGCGGGCCGUCUGCUUUUGACGUGCGUUGGAUUUCAAAACUUUCUAAUGACUCAACUAAACAAUUUCGUGUCACUGUGCAAGGUGUUCUUGAUGAACAUUGCAAGAAACCUGUUGUUAAAGGACUUUCUACGUGCAAAAUCAGUGACAAAUACCCGAAUACAAGGUAUACCUGUUGGCUGCUGAUUUGUCCUCUGAAUGCUAUGAGCCCCACUGACUGUUCCGAUGCGUCCAAAUCAAUAUCCGUUUAUACGCUGCCCGAAGGUGAGACGUCUGCUUUUAUAUCACACUAUGAAUAUCAGACAGAAUAUAUGGUUUUAACAUAUAUGUUCGGACCAAGUAUUGUGCCGCGUGAAUGAUACAUAUGUAUCGCACAUACAUAUGUAUUUGCGAUUUGAACGGAACAUAGAGGUUUAUUAAAGCCACCUGACGUCAUACAGUUAGAGUGUCAACAGUUAGCAUCAGGCCCUCUUUAUAUCGGUUUUUGUAAACCGAUGAAUUCUUAGGCCUUUUGUAAAAUGUGAACGGUGGGCUAUAGCCAGGAAAUAAGGUAGUAGUAGGUUUAUUUUCGCUCUCUAUUUCUCUCUCUCUUUCUCCAUAAAUGUAUAUAAAGACCAAGAGAAUAAACUUACAACACCCUUAUCUAUAUGAAAUUUGACAAGAAGUUUGAGCUCGUAAGACUCAAAACCCUCGAUUAUCUUUGUGCGUUUCUUGCGUUUCUAUAACUUAUUGGAGACAGUUCACUCCAUGUUACGAUAUCAGGUUAUAAUAAAAAAACAUGAUAAAAGCUUAAAAUAUUUCGGAAACAGGCCUGUGAUUGUAUACGUGGAGUGCAUUAUAUGAUUUAAAAUGCCACCAAUGUGACGUCAAAAUGAUUAAACUAUUUGGAGAUAAUGGCUUUUCUUUCUAACUUCUAGCUCCAGCUGUUUUAACAGCUAAAGCUCUCGACAACGAAACGAUCAAAUUAAGCUGGCAAAUCCCACCGCAAAAUACGAACGGACUCCAGACAUAUGCACUUUUACAGGGAGAAGACUCUCCACCACCAUCCGUUCAAGUUACGCAAAUCGGGAAUGACAGUGCGACCUUCACAAACCUAAGGGCAUUAACUGAGUACAAUGCAACUUUGUCCCUUUACAGCACGCUCAGUAGUAGCAGUUCUUCAGUGGGUGAGGCGAUAAGUGUUGUGACCUUUCCAAACGGUAAGAUUUCCAAUGGUUUAGUUGUUUUUAAUUAAGAGAGCAAAGAUUAUGCAUUAACUUGACGCCGACAAAUGCUCAUGCUUCACAUCUGCAUGAGAGCUCGUGUGCAAGCACACGCGUCGGUCAAGUCUUUCAUAAAGUUGGAAUUCACGCUUUUGCAUGUACAAAUACAAUACGAUAUCUUACAACAGAAUUUGUGAAAAAGUAACUGAUUGACAUAUAUCCUUACGAAGGGCGAAACAUAAUAUUUAUCUUUUUUUGCGGUUGGGAAUUAAAAUCCGCCUUUUGUCUCGUUUUUAGUCAGACACACUACUAAACGUUGCUGUUAAAAUAGACCAUGUAGCCUCCUGUCAGCAGAAAGACAGUGGCAGUUAGCCUCGUAAAAUUGAAAAAAUUUAGCAAAAGCAUAAAUUUAAUAAAUAAAUCUUAUUCGGUUCCAUGCAAUCAUGUCAGUGAUUAUACGCAGCCGUGCAUGCUGUUUAAAUAGCUCGUACCAGAUACUAUUACUUCCUCUAUGUCUUCAAGUGUCUUUAAACGUUUCUUCCAUAAAGUUUGUCAUUAUCAUGUUUUGACUAUUUUCUAGUUUGAGUGUAUGUAUUAUUUUUGUAAAAACAAUAAUUUCCAGACCUACAGUUCACACAACGUUUCAGAGGGACAAUGAAGCAAUAGUCAAGAUUAGGAUUUGGGAUAUACUUCAGAGAAUUGAGUUUCAAUAUCUUUUUGUGUUUCAUAUCCUAGUAUACUUCAGUCCUGGGCACCAUGGUGGUUGAAUAUUGACGUUCCAUAUGUAGUCAGAGACAUUUUCAUUAACAAGACUUCUCAUCAACCAUUGGAAAUUAAUUUAUCUGGAGAUUCUCUUGAUGAAUCAUGCUUUUAAUCUUGAUAUUUCUAGUCAUCACAUUUGGCCAUGUAAAUUAUACCAUUCUAUUGAGCAUACUCAUGUCGCAAGAAAAAUCUGUAUAAAACCUUAAACGCCAAGUUUAUGCGGACCCGAAACAUUGUUUUUCUAAUACCAUCCUAUUGAGUCAUCAUAUAUGAAUUACAUCUCAUGAAUGUUCUAUUGUCCCCGUAAACUUUUCCAUCCCUAACCUUCCAAACAACGAUAUCAGCGGGAUUGGUGUUUCUUUUACUAGCCCCGUCAGGUAUUUCGAUACUUGGAGUUGGCGCAACUUGGAUUAAGGCACUUGUCGAGCCUGCACCUGGCAGCGAAAACUUCCCUCUCAGUUACACUAUCCGUGCUGUUCGUUCGUCCAAAACUUCUGAGGAAUGUGUUGCUCAAAUAUUUCCUGAAGGUGCAAUUUGUACACUUGAGGGAUUGCAAAGCGGAGCAACAUACUCCCUUACAGCGAAAGCAUGCCACGGCAGCGACUGCAGCAUUGCCUCCUCUCGAGUAAUCCAGAGAACCGAGGCCACGAGUAAGCAUUUGCAACUGGCAGAUUUGGGGUUCUAGGGAAAUAGGACAAUGCACAUAUAUUUCCUUACUGCUCGGAAGUAUAAUGUAACAUUUUAAUCAUAUAAUACAGGAACAAGGAUUUUACUUAGAAGUGGUUUAGAGUUACGUACACGGGCGUAUGUCAAGUGUGCACAAUUGGAUAAAGGGUUUUAAUCUAGUCUGUAAAAUUUUGUGGUUUCAAUUUCUUCAAAUCUGGAGUCUGUAUCUUAAUCUUGGCUAUACAAAGAGAAAAGUGCUUUUUUUAAACACGCAUGGUAGACCCCAAGUAUCCGAUGAUAUUUUUAGUGGCCAACAAUUGUAAUCGCAUCGUGUAUCACGUAAGUCUCGAGGAAAGUAAAAAUAUUUAUCACAUAUGUGGAACGAAUAUCAACCUUAUUACAUACGACACAGCAAAAACUAUUAGUUGUUGCUAGUGUUCUUUAUUUCGACUAAAAGUAAUCAAGGGCAUGUUCUGGCAAAUCAAUACCAAUCUACGUAAUUCGUUUUCAGAAUCAAACGGUCUUAACCUUGCUGGCAUUAUUGGCAUCGUCAUCGGCGCUGCUCUAG
Messenger RNA from Spirometra erinaceieuropaei, 3454 nucleotides. The record is from the annotation of a GenBank genome assembly. NCBI's taxonomy places the organism in Eukaryota, Metazoa, Platyhelminthes, Cestoda, Diphyllobothriidea, Diphyllobothriidae.